CUCAGGAACAGCUGGAGUGUAAAGGCUCAGGAACAGCUGGAGUGUAAAGGCUCAGGAACAGCUGGAGUGUAAAGGCUCAGGAACAGCUGGAGUGUAAAGGCUCAGGAACAGCUGGAUUGUAAAGCUACAGGGACUGAAACAAUCAUUUAAAAGGGAUUUAAACAAUAAUAAUAAUAACAUGACUUUUUUACUAUAGGCCAUUUUGAAGGUAAUGUUUGCUGAGCGUAAUCAUGGAGGAAGAGUCGGACACCAGAGAAAUCCUGUCUGCAGACGCGUUAAGACCUCUGGAGGAACAGGAGGAGGAGGUGGAGGUGGUGGAGGGAAGUCGCUCCAGAUGUUCGGGGUCUCCGCCGUUCGCGUGUCCGUUUUCGGUCACUGUGGAACCGGUGCUCUUCCUUUCCACGUUCUCGUUGGCACUCCAGAUGCCUCUUUACACGCAGUACCUCUGGGACCGCAUUAGCGAGGACGUGGGCUAUAACGGCACGAAAGGAGGUGGAGGAUGUGGCAAUUCUUCUGCUGAACACGACCCGCUCCAGAAGGAGGUGGAAGCUCUAACUGCACACUGGAACUUGUACAUCAAUCUGGGAGGUUUUUUUGUGAGCCUCUUCGUUGUGAUCCUGAUCGGCUCGUGGAGUGACCGAGCAGGACGGCGUCUCGUCUUGAUUCUUCCCAGUUUAGGCCUGGCUGUCCAGGCUACUGUCUACCUGACCGUCAUGUACCUGAAAUUGCCUGUGGCCUGGUUCCUGUUGGGACGAAUCUGCAGUGGCCUGUCUGGGGAUUUCAAUGCCAUUCUGGCUGGCUGCUUCGCUUAUGUGGCUGACAUCAGUGACAAGCGUUCUCGCACGUUUCGUGUGGCAAUACUGGAGGCAUGUCUGGGGCUCGCUGGCAUGUUUGCAAGCAUAAUUGGGGGCAAAUGGCGACAUGCACAAGGGUACAUCAACCCUUUCUGGCUUGUACUGGCAACAAACUUGGCCACAGCCCUCUACGCUUACCUCUUCGUACCCGAGUCAGUGACUCCUGACCCUGGGGCAAGACUCUUCUCCACCCCUCACCUCAGAGCUGUCUAUAAACUGUAUUCAUCUGGAGGACAGAGAGGACACCGGACCAAACUCUGGCUCUAUACCCUUUGCUUCUUCCUGGUGAUCACUGUGCAUUUCGGUUCACGUGACCUGUACGUGCUCUUUGAGCUGAGCACACCGCUGUGCUGGGACUCAGAGCUGAUUGGGUACGGCUCAGCCUCUUACCACAUGGCAUACCUGACCAGCCUGCUAGGCUUGAGGGUUUUACAACACUGUCUCGAUGACUCCUGUGUGGCUAUUCUUGGCCUGGUGUCAAACAUAACUGGCUUGGUGGUGUUUUCAUUUGCAAAUACUACAGGUCUCAUGUUUACAGGAUACAGCCUGUGUUUUCUCUUUAUGGCCACCACCCCAGUCCUGAGAUCCAAACUGUCCAAACUAGUGGACCCCUCAGAGCAAGGUGCUCUCUUUGCCUCAGUGGCUUGCGUAGAGGGUCUGUGCUCACUGGUGGCCAGCGGAGUCUUUAACUCGCUCUACCCCGUGACCUUACACAUGAUGAAGGGCUUUCCUUUCCUCUUCGGAGCUAUACUCCUUCUUUUUCCUGCUGGAAUAAUCGGGGCUUUGUGGUGCAGAGAGAAGACUAUGAACAAUGGAGAAACUGCAGUUAACUGAUACUGGCUUUCAAAAAUCCUUGACCUUGAAAAGAAGAGCCAAAAGACAAGAAGCAGCCAGUGGUCUGUUUUCUGUUGACUAUGUACUGUUGUUUAAUCUGAGUGAUUAAUAGCUAUUUUGACUGCAUUAACAAACCUAAACGUUUAACUAGGAGUACGUUGUGGAGCAGCUACAUGUUUAACAUAGGGCUAUGGAAUUUUGAAAAUGUAUUUUUUUAUUUUUUGGAUUAUGGCUAAUUCCAGCAUUACAGUGACAUUUCCAAUCCUCACAGCAAAGAUGAGCUUAGGAUCAGUAAGGCAUAUAGCUCGUCACUUCACCUCUUCAGGACAACGAAGAAAAUAUUCUUAAAAAUUCUGUAUUGAUUUGUAUGUUUCAUAUAAAUACAAUAUGUGGUCACUUAGGAGUCCAAACCAAAGUGAAACACAGGUUAUCCACACACUUUGAAGCAUAUCGUCUAACACCACCAUCAUGGAUUAUUUUCAUACAACAGCACACACUAUUUUAUUUUAUUGCUUUCUAUUACUCAGUAUUCCACAUGAUACAAAGUCACAUGCUCAUGAACAGCAUAACAGGGCCGUAGCAGUCAGGGAUUACAGAGUUACACAAGGUCUGACUGCAAGGCCUAAGUCCCUUAAGAAGACUCAGAUAUCGGCUACAGUCACAACAAAGGCCACAGGUCUCCUCGAAAACACAUACAAAGGUCAGCUCUCAUUGGGAUAGUUCAUAAGGCAACAACAUGGAUCAUGAUCAUCUGCCAUGUCGACUUACUGUCCUAUUCGUUCAAUAAAGACUUCCCAGUUCAGAGAAGGAGGGAGUUUCUGAGCAAAAUUGCUGUGUGAUAUAAUUAUAAAAGAAAUCAGUGUGUUAAUAAAGUGGAAAUUAAGUCUUGACCACACUUGAAACAAAUAAAGGGAUGUUUUGAAAAAAAAAUUAUUACCAAUUAUUUCUGAGCAGAAGGUUACUAUUGAACAGUUCUUUCAUGGUCACUAGACCUGUUCUCUGAGUUGAUAACUACAGCAAACAUUACAUUUAAUAUAUAAACUUGCUCUUUAAAUAUUAAGGCAGCAGCCCGGUUAAGGGUAUGAACACUGUAAGAGAUAAGAUUAUUGUUUCUG
Tachysurus vachellii is the source of this 2803-nucleotide messenger RNA. RefSeq names its product solute carrier family 46 member 1 (gene slc46a1). Gene Ontology annotation, biological process: transmembrane transport. The transcript is spliced from 6 exons. The record is from RefSeq and is a predicted model, not a curated record. The coding region runs from base 231 to 1688 and encodes 485 amino acids. Gene Ontology annotation, molecular function: transmembrane transporter activity. Gene Ontology annotation, cellular component: plasma membrane. NCBI's taxonomy places the organism in Eukaryota, Metazoa, Chordata, Actinopteri, Siluriformes, Bagridae.